GCCGGGCGCUGGCGCCGCUCCCGCCAUGUCCACGCUGUUCCCCUCGCUCCUGCCCCGCCUCACCGAGUCCCUCUGGUUCAACCUCGACCGGCCGUGCGUUGACGAGACCGAGCUGCAGCAGCAGGAGCAGCAGCACCAGGCCUGGCUGCAGAGCAUUGCUGAGAAGGACAACAACCUGGUGCCCAUAGGAAAGCCAGCGUCCGAGCACUAUGAUGAGGAGGAGGAGGAGGAUGAUGAAGAUGACGAAGACAGCGAAGAGGACUCAGAAGAUGACGAGGACAUGCAGGAUAUGGAUGAGAUGAAUGAUUAUAACGAGUCUCCCGAUGAUGGGGAGAUCAAUGAGGUGGACAUGGAGGGGACGGAGCAGGACCAGGACCAGUGGAUGAUCUGAUUCUGCCACAGCCACACCAAGCCAGGGGCUGGGGGAGAGCCUUUGCCCCCCACGGCUCUGGGGCACAGUUCAGUGAAGCUCCUCCUGCCGCGGGUGCAGCGUGGGGCAGGAGGCUCAGAGGGAAGCCUCCCAGAGGAGCCAGAGGGGAGACCAGGAGCCACCUGGCGUAUUGGAACUGACACAUCUUUUCUAAUAAACUCAGUUUUCAAGAAAACAA
Molecule: messenger RNA, 608 nt
Organism: Passer domesticus (house sparrow)
Lineage: Eukaryota; Metazoa; Chordata; Aves; Passeriformes; Passeridae
Gene: ANAPC15
Product: anaphase promoting complex subunit 15
Exons: 4
Coding region: 26-391 (121 amino acids)
Biological process (GO): regulation of mitotic cell cycle spindle assembly checkpoint
Cellular component (GO): anaphase-promoting complex
Source: RefSeq, a predicted model, not a curated record